Capsicum annuum is the source of this 851-nucleotide messenger RNA. RefSeq lists its product as uncharacterized. Gene Ontology annotation, molecular function: cysteine-type peptidase activity. The transcript is spliced from 2 exons. The record is from RefSeq and is a predicted model, not a curated record. NCBI's taxonomy places the organism in Eukaryota, Viridiplantae, Streptophyta, Magnoliopsida, Solanales, Solanaceae. The coding region runs from base 254 to 754 and encodes 166 amino acids. Gene Ontology annotation, biological process: proteolysis.
UCGAUACACCACUGUUAAUUGCUUGUUCAAAACAUACAUCGAUGUGACAUACAAACAUUACAUUGAGGAUGCAACGGGUGAUUCUCUCUCAACUCAAGAUGAUUACAAAAAAAUGAGUUUUGUUGCAAGCAAUGAAGGAGCACUGAUAAACAUCAUCAAAGGGUUCAACAUACCAGUUGCUUUGCCGUGGCAUUUAGUCGAUGAGGUAUACGUUCCUGUAAAUUGUGAUGGAAAUUUUCACUAGGUGCUAGCUAUGAUAUCUUUAAAGAAAAGAUGUAUCAGGGUGUAUGAAUCAAUGUUGUCAUCGCAACAUAGAGAGCCAUCACAUGAGAUCAAAAGGUUAUCUGUGAUGCUUCCAAAAUACAUUAGUUACAGUGGAUUACUGGAAAACACUGAAAGAACUGUAUGGUCAAGUCUCGAAGCUUAUGAAGAUAAGAUGAGUAAAGUGGCCGGUGAUUUGAAUGACACCCCAUUUGAUGUUGAAUACAUUGAAGAUAUUGCACAACAAGUCAGUGAAAGUUUGUACUGUGGCGUAUUUAUGGCAGCUUAUGCAGAAUUUCUUAGCGAUCAAAUGCAGAUUUCUUCAUCAAAUCUUGAUGCAGAAUAUCUUCGAAAGAGAUAUGCAACACUCUUAUGGAACUAUGGAGUUAAAAAGUCUAAGAAGAUUUAUUCUAGUGACCAUGACGAUCCACCAAGAGUACGGCCAUUUUAUGUCCCUCGGACUGAUGCGUCUAAUAUUCUAGCCAUAGAGUAGAUGCUAGGUUGUGCCAUAGCUAAGUUCUUAACAUUGUUUUUGUUGCUAUCUUAUAGGCCUCGAUUAAUGUAAUUUCACACUACUUUUAAUAGUAAUG